UUUACUUCUUCUUCGUACUAGGGUUUUUCUUCAAAGCCUACGCCAUUUCUCGGAAAGUAGUGUAGCUUCGAAGUUGCACCUUGUUUCUGAGUUUUUUGUUCUUACUUGUAAUAUAUAUCUCCGGGAAACACAAGGGUACUCCCUCUUUCCAGUAUUUAGAACUACAGAAGAAUAUAGUUUGAGAUAUAGAUAUAUCAUGGAAGAGAGAAGUGAUUCUUCUGAGAAGAUUGAUGAAGUUAUGCUUCCAGGGUUCAGGUUUCACCCAACUGAUGAGGAGCUUGUUGGGUUCUACCUCAAGAGAAAGAUUCAGCAGAGACCUCUCUCUAUAGAACUCAUAAAGCAGCUUGAUAUCUAUAAAUAUGAUCCAUGGGAUCUUCCAAAGUUGGCAAGUACGGGUGAGAAAGAGUGGUAUUUUUACUGUCCUAGAGACAGAAAAUACAGAAACAGUGCAAGGCCUAAUAGGGUGACAGGAGCUGGAUUCUGGAAAGCCACAGGUACUGAUAGGCCCAUAUAUUCCUCUGAGGGCUCCAAGUGCAUUGGGUUGAAGAAAUCUCUUGUCUUUUACAAAGGAAGAGCUGCCAAAGGAGUCAAAACUGACUGGAUGAUGCAUGAGUUCAGAUUACCCUCUCUCUCUGCUGACUCAUCCUCUUCACCAAAAAAGUUCACAGAAAGAACCAUCCCUGCUAAUGACUCAUGGGCAAUCUGCAGAAUAUUCAAGAAAACAAACUCUACAGCCCAGAGAGCUCUCUCUCAUUCAUGGGUCUCUCCUUUCCCUCAUCAUGAAAUGAACACUUCUGAGAUGCUAACCAACGACGAAGACACUUCCAAGUUUUGUUCAGAUCAAAACAUGUCAUUGACAAAGAAAACUAGCUUACCCAACCAGUUCUGUACCACUCCUACAAAUACCACCACAACCAGUAGUGUUCUUUGCCCUUUAGAUAAUAUUGCCUCUUACAAACCCAUCAUUAACCCAUUAUUGCUUUACAAGCCCUUUGACCAAUCACCCAUCAUUUCUAAUAAUUCAGACCUUAUGUUUUCAUCACCAUCACCUCUCGAGCCAUGCAGUACUGCUAAAGCAGCCACUGCCAUGGACAUUUCCUCAAUGUUACUGAGCAUGUCAUCAUCAUCUUUUUUGCUUGGGGAUCACUUUAGUACCAAGGCUUCAUCAUCAUCUGAGGGUGCAAACAAUUUUGGAGGGUUUCACCAAGAACAGUACAGCAGUAAUAAUACUGGGUGUUCAUCAUCAUCAUCAUCAAUAGCUUUACCUGUAUUAAUCCAAGAUGGGAAUAAUGCAUUGGUGAAGAUGAAUCACCCAGUGAAUGUGGUAAUGCCUAGAGUGCUGAUGGAGGAGCAAGACCAGAUGGAGACAGGAGGAGGAUCCAAUAAUAAUAAUAAUAAUAUGAAUGGGUUUGCUGCUUUAAGCAGUGUCGGUAAUUUGAAUAUGCAUGAAGCAUGGAAGUCAAAUCUGCUUUGGGAUAGUUCAUCUUGUCCUUGUGAUCACGUGCCCCCAUCAAGUUAUUCCACUACUACCAAGUGCUAUACUUAGGAGACUCAUCGAAUUUAUUAUUAUAUACAUAUAUUAAUUGUUAGAAGCCAUUGUUUUUCUAGCUAGCUUAUAGACAGUAGUGUAGUCGGUCUGACUUUUUCUUUUUAUCUGGUUUUCCCCAUAUCCCCUUAGAUUUCUGUACGUUCAAUUUAAAUUAGCAUGUUAGCUUUUUUCUUUUAUUGUUAUUAGAGCUAGGAUGACUUUGAACCUUUUGUAACUCUGACAAAAUGCAAGUGUUUGUGGAAUAGAAAGUUGUCAACAAUCUUAAAAAGUUCAAACACAAGAAUGAUGAA
Prosopis cineraria is the source of this 1839-nucleotide messenger RNA. RefSeq names its product protein FEZ. Gene Ontology annotation, biological process: regulation of DNA-templated transcription. The transcript is spliced from 3 exons. The coding region runs from base 197 to 1546 and encodes 449 amino acids. Gene Ontology annotation, molecular function: DNA binding. The record is from RefSeq and is a predicted model, not a curated record. Lineage: Eukaryota; Viridiplantae; Streptophyta; Magnoliopsida; Fabales; Fabaceae.